Centrocercus urophasianus (Greater sage-grouse) is the source of this 659-nucleotide messenger RNA. It is a transcript of the gene ECRG4, whose product is annotated as ECRG4 augurin precursor. Bases 25 to 483 code for a protein of 152 amino acids. The record is from RefSeq and is a predicted model, not a curated record. The transcript has 4 exons. Gene Ontology annotation, biological process: G1 to G0 transition; anaphase-promoting complex-dependent catabolic process; cellular senescence. NCBI's taxonomy places the organism in Eukaryota, Metazoa, Chordata, Aves, Galliformes, Phasianidae.
GUCGAGGCGGGGAGCCCACCAGCCAUGCCGCCACCGUGCCCCCGCGGAGCCCUGCCCGGGGCCUUCCUCCUCUUCUUCCUCUUCUUCGUCGUGCCGUUGCUCUGCGCAGCUCCCGAUAUUUCAAGAGGAAAUAAACUUAAGCGGAUGCUUCAGAAACGAGAAGCCCCCAUUGCCACGAAGCCAGAGGUGUCGCUGAAGGAAGAGGCGGCCAAGGGGUUCCUGCGCAGCCUGAGGCGCCCGCGGCGGCAGCUGUGGGACCGCAGCCAGCCUGACGUGCAGCAGUGGUACCAGCAGUUCCUCUACCUUGGCUUCGAUGAGGCGAAAUUUGAAGACGAUAUGUCCUACUGGACGAGCCUGGGGCGUGGUGGCAAUGAGUACUACGGGGGGUACUACCAGCACCACUAUGAUGAGGACUCACCCAUCGGCCCCCGGAACCCACACACCUUCAGGCAUGGGGCAGGAGUCAACUAUGAUGAUUACUGAUGGCUUUUGUCCUCCUACAGCUGGGGUGCAUGGGGCUGGGCAAAGCCAAGCCCUCCCCCAGUCAAUGUCUCUGUUUCCCUCCUGUUUAUGUACAACAGCAGGAGCCAAGGAGCUGCCAAGAAAGAAACAUGACUUUUCUUUUGGUAUUGUUACUUAGUAGUAUGCGAUAUAUGAAG